Aedes albopictus (Asian tiger mosquito) is the source of this 3535-nucleotide messenger RNA. It is a transcript of the gene nerfin-2, whose product is annotated as zinc finger protein 37. Gene Ontology annotation, cellular component: transcription repressor complex; nucleus. The transcript is spliced from 3 exons. Gene Ontology annotation, molecular function: DNA-binding transcription repressor activity, RNA polymerase II-specific; RNA polymerase II cis-regulatory region sequence-specific DNA binding. Bases 1029 to 2879 code for a protein of 616 amino acids. NCBI's taxonomy places the organism in Eukaryota, Metazoa, Arthropoda, Insecta, Diptera, Culicidae. Gene Ontology annotation, biological process: neuron differentiation; regulation of cell cycle process; negative regulation of transcription by RNA polymerase II. The record is from RefSeq and is a predicted model, not a curated record.
UACUAGACCUAACCACAAAAAAAUCACAUUCGUUCAUAAUACCAUCACAGAGUGCAAUGCUAUUCAUUCCAAAAUGGCCGGUUUUCACCAAACGCAAAAUCCUCCAAUUCUAUACCUCUGUGCUACAACACUCAUCUGUGGACAACUCAAUUUUCCGAAAAGCUGUCCCCACACACACGCCCGAUUCACACCCAUGUCAAGUGAAAUAGCAUUCCACAAGCGCCACCUAUCAGAAUCCAACCAACCACCCUACAGACCCACAUGUGCCAGAGCCACCGACCGACACCAGAGUCAAAAUAUCUCCAUCAGCAUUCCUGUGAGGCGAAGAAAAAAAAAACACACGAUAAAGCACAUUUUCACGUACCUCAUAAUACAUAAAACUUCUCGCCAGCUCAUAGUAAGCCAACAGCGCCAGGCACCCCCAACUCAAACCCAUGGCCAUCUGGGGAUGGAUGCAUUGCUUCACGGGGCAAUGGGCGCCUGCUGUGAUCCGUCGCGAUGAAUACGGAAUGCCGGACCAGCAGGUACCGGGCAAAUAAACAACAAUGCCGAAAACGGGGCGGGACUUUACCCUGGGAAGCUGCCGUUGCCAUUGGAGAGACUCGACUCGACUGCUCGCACAACAGGGAGAUAAAUCGAGAGAAAUGAUUGCCAGCCUGAAGCUAUUUGAUAACGUUCCUGUGGAUUCCCAAACAGAGCCAGGGCAGUGAUGCAAUGUCACCUGUUGCUUCCAUUUGGGCUGACGUUUCCCGCGUACUCACAGGGAAAGAGCGUAGAAAUCUCUCGCUUCCGGACGAGAAAACUCUCCUUCUAGUCGUAGGCGGUGACGAUCCUGCGCAGUACGCACCAAGGAAUUCAUUGGCUGUCGGAGGAAUGCAUGCUGGCGGACUGUGAACAGGAUUCAACUGCAGGUGUCAGACAGGACCUGUUCAGUUGUUGCUGUGCCGCGAACAACGCUGAACGUGUCGGGAAUUCGGUCCUCUUCUUGUGAACCAGAAGACAACUCAGUGAUGUGCUAAGUGCUAAGGAUGAGUUUGAUUCAGGAUAGUCAGAGGAUGCUACCAUACAGUCCACAGCAACAGGUUCAGCAGUCCAGUAGUCAAUCUCAAUCGGAAGUGAGCUAUUUUCAACCGUUCUUGUAUCCGCAAAGCCAAAUCACGCCAAUUUCUGGAGCUGCGACCGGCAGUGAGUUCCAGAUUCCGCUGGAUUUGUCCCUGCGACAAGGGAAUGUGCCAAUGACUCCACCAUCAACUCCGUCUCCACCCCGAAAACGGAACCGCACCUUCGACGAGGAUGAUUGGAAACUCAAACUGGUCAACAGCAGCCUUCAGCGGUCGAUGAACCAGUUCUCCGAUACAGUCUGUAUCGACGACAAGAAAUACUACGCCAACACUACCCUAACCUCGACCUCCACUUCCCAUUUCCGCUACUUUGAUGAUUCGGCUCGUUUGCCACCGUUCAAAUCCCUCCAGCAGAUACCCUCCACUUCCACUUCCGAUGCCAAACCACCAGAGGAGUUCAUCGACAUCACCGGUCAGGAGGACUCCGCCUCCGCAUCCCGUCAUUCCCCAUCCUCAAACAUCGACGUCGAGUCCCUGGAAAACAACGGUGCCCUGGACGAAGGUGACAUAGAUGACGACGACGACGAUAGCCAGGAAUCGAUCAACAUCGUAGACAGCGAGAAGGAGAACAGCGAAGCAGUUCUCGUCGAUGGGCAACGCUACUUCGAGAACGAGAAACUGCACCUCCAAGCGAUCGAAGGCUUCGCUCGGCUCUUUGAACAAAGUUUCGUCGACUACGACCGUCCUUCACCGCAGAAAUCCCACUCAACAGGAAAGUCCUACUCCCAUCAUCGCCCGAAGACAGAGCGACGGCGAAUCAAAACGCGGAAGCAGAUAGUCGACGAAGACAACACCAGUCCCGUAUCGGGAACCAUCAUACGCAAGCUGCAGGACGGUGAAGAGCUCGUGGUGCGCAAAGGGGACAUCGAUCCGGCCUUCAACGUGGUGGAGAUAACGGAUGAAGCAAAAGAAAUUCUAUCGAAGAUCGAGAACAAGAUCGGGUCGUAUCUGUGUCAGUUGUGCCGGGCGUUGUAUGACGAUGCGUUUGGGUUGGCGCAGCAUCGGUGCUCGCGGAUCGUGCACAUCGAGUACCGGUGUUCGGAGUGUGAUAAAGUGUUCAACUGCCCGGCGAACUUGGCGUCGCAUAAGCGAUGGCACAAGCCACGUGGCGGAAGUGGUGGUGGUGGUGGGAGUGCAGGGGAAGGGAAGAAGAAGGGAAGUGGAGUGAGUGGUGGGGAGGGAAGUGAUAAGACGAAGGAUGAUGAGUGCAUAGAAAUUAUGGAUAAUGACGGUGCUAGCGGAGAACGAGGAAGGCCGACGGAAGGAUCUACGGAGGAAAGCUAUGGAUGCAAUCAGUGCGGGAAAAGUUUUAGGCGUCAAAGUUACCUGAAAAAGCACCUCCAAUCACACCAGACAACCCACGAUCCAACCGGUCGCCAUAACGGUUCCAGUUCCGGUCUGAUCAAUGCCGCGGCAACGAUAGCUCAUCAGAAUGCAGCCGCAGCAGCGGCAAUCUUCUGCGGUCAAACCGGUCACCACGCGGUGGGACCCGGCGCUACGGUCCCAGCAACCCAUGCACUGUCCGGUGCAUUCCCUAGAAAUGGCCUUUUCCCGUUCGCUGCUGCCGCCGCCGCUUACGGAACCCAUUCCGCAUCCGGAAAUUACUCCGAGCUGGAGAAACGCCGCUGGCAGUCGCUCAGCGAACUCUACCUUCAACAACGUGAACGCCUGUCCGCUUUCCAGUACGUCCGACACCAUCAGUACGAAGACUAUCUUAAAAGCUUUCAACCGUUUCACUUCGGGCGGGACAAGACCUGACAGAACGUCCUGCGGCCAGUACCGCGUCUAGCGGCACCAGUCUGGUCGCAGCACAACGGUCAAUCGCAGCAGUCGACUGCGGUUGCAACAGCUGAGCAGCCUACUGUGACCGCAACUGUUGUAGCCGAGCCAUCUUCAUUCGGUGGACACCAUUCGAAUUCGUCGCCUACUGGCGUAGCCACACCAACAGCCGCUGCACGAAUCGUGGACCACGUGCACCACAGAGGAGCCUACGAGCAACGCUUAGAUUGAGAGUGACCGGAGAAAAAACAGUGACAUGUGUUAGAGCUGGAAUUAGUUACGUCGUCGUUAGAGAUUAUCCCUCCCACACUCGUUUUCCCAGAACCAAUAUAAACGAAUAUUAGGGCGCUCUUUUGAACCAAAGUGCGAUUGUUUAGGAAUUUCCCAUAGGACUAAAUGCCCUCUUCGGCUUCGGUUGUGCAGCGUUUCGUUUCAGUUUCAGGUUUGUUUUACUCACGGAAACAAAAGGCAACCCCUCCCGAAAAGACCGUGUUGUGUAGAUAUAUUAGGCGCUUAGUGAAAGUGAAACGAAAUCGUAGAAGAAUCCGUCGGAAUCGUAAUAACAUCAAACCGAUUUUUAUGUAUCGGGCGCUUCAUUUCGUGUAGUCAAUAGCAAUAUAAUCAGUUUACUUGGA